UUUUUUUUGUUGACAUUUUGAUAACCAAAAUAUGUGCAAUCAAAUGAUUAUAAAAUAUGUAGUAAUGUUUUUGUUUACAAAAUUUUAAAUUUUUAACACAAGUAUAAAAAAUCGGUUAUGUAUUUUUAAAAAUAUUUAAUAAAAAACUAAAUUAUAAAAAAAAUACAUUAACAUCAAUGGCAAACGUUGAUCGUGUGGACAACGUAGUCUCUUCUCAGACGCAAUUAGUUGGAGAAGAGGAAGUACAGGCACAACCGCCAGUAUUGAGAUUGCGUCUAAAGAAGCCAAAAUCAAAACGUUCUGUUGCUUGGCGUGAGGACACGGUCGACAAUGAACACGCAAACAAAAAAAAAUCAAAGUGUUGCUGUAUCUUUCGAAAACAACACGAAUUUGGUGAGAGUUCAUCAGAAAGUGAUGACGAUUGUGAAAAUUGUUUCGGUCAUCCGGAGAAACGUAAAAAGAACCAAAAGCCUGCACCGCCGGAACAAAACGAUUUAGAUGCUAAUGAGAAUAACAAUAAUGAUACUGAAAAAGAUAACAAUUAAACAACAACGCCAAUAAAAUAAUUAGAUUUGUGCAGGGACCGAAAAUAACAGUCAUUUCAAAAAUGUUGAAGAAAAAAACCGCAACAUAAAGUUGUUUAAACUUAUAUUUAAGUAUAUAGUUAUUAUAACUAUAUCAUUUCAUUUUUAAUAUGCAUGCUUGUUAUAUAUGUGAGUGUUUUAAAAUAAAACUCAAAAAAUAAUAAUUAAAUUUGCUUUAUAUUAUAUUCAUCAAAAAUAAUUAUUAUCAUUUGCCUUUUAUUUUAGAACGCACAAUAACUCUUAUUUUUGCAUUAUAAAUAUAAAAAUCAGAAAUUAGUCUUAUUUUUAAAAACCAAAUAUAACUCACACUGGCCUCCUGAAUAAUUUUAAAAACGAAAAUAUAAAACGCAUUUUUCAUAUAUACUACGGUAUAUGGUACCUUAUAUGAAAAUGUCAGUUAUAUUUUGUUUUCAAAAAUAAGACUUUGUGAUUUUUAUAUAUUUAAACCAAAAUAACAGUUAUUUGUGUGUUUUAAAAUAAAAGGCACAUGAUAAUAAUUAUUUUUGAUGAAUAUAAUAUAAAACAAAUUUAAUUAUUUUUUAAAUUUUAUUUUAAAAUGCGAAUGAUAAGGUGAUUUUUUUUUAAAUGUUAACUGUUACGGUCCCUGGAUAUGUGUGAAUUAAUUCUAAUUAUAUUUAAGUCAUUUUGUAAACUUAAUCGCUUUAUGUAGAAUGUGUUACUUUUUAAUUUUAUUAAAAAUUAGGUAGAGUGCCUAAUUAAAUUAUAUAUCUAUCUAUCUAUUUACACAUAUAUAUUUGUUGAAUAACUACCAAAUAAAUAUCUUUAAAAUUAUAAA
Molecule: messenger RNA, 1380 nt
Organism: Teleopsis dalmanni
Lineage: Eukaryota; Metazoa; Arthropoda; Insecta; Diptera; Diopsidae
Product: E3 ubiquitin-protein ligase PPP1R11-like
Exons: 3
Coding region: 177-545 (122 amino acids)
Cellular component (GO): nucleus
Molecular function (GO): protein serine/threonine phosphatase inhibitor activity; protein phosphatase 1 binding
Source: RefSeq, a predicted model, not a curated record